UAGGGUCAACGCUCUGAAGUCAGCCCCCUGGCUUUUGCCAAGACCUGCCUCUGCACAGCUCUGAGUGGACAGCUGGAGGCUGCAGCUGGAGGCCUGGGCCCCGAUGGAGCCCCGGCUGGGGCCGGGGGCGGCUGCCCUCCGCCUGGGCUGGCCGGCUCAGCUGCUCUGGGUCUCAGCCCUGAGCUCUGCUGUCUCCUCGCCGGCUCCUCCUUCUCCUAGAACCAGCUACAGCUUGGGAAGGACUGUCGUCGGCCUUGAUAAAUGCAAUGCCUGCAUUGGAACAUCUAUUUGCAAGAAGUUUUUUAAAGAAGAAAUAAGGUUUGACAGCUGGCUGGCCACCCACGUCGACCUGCCUCUGGGCUACUUGCCUUCGUACCCUGCAAAUUACUCAGAUGAUUCCAAAACCUGGCGCCCCGUGGAGAUAUCGAGGCUGGUCAGCAAACACCAGCAUGACGUCUCAGACAGGAGAAUCUGCGCCUCUGCCGCAGCCCCAAAGACCUGCAGCAUCGAGCGUGUCCUGAGGAAAACAGGAAGGUUCCAGAAAUGGCUGCAGGCCAAGCGCCUCACGCCCGAUCUGGUGCAGGUUGUAGGAUGUGUAACAGUUCAUGCUUCUCUUCUAGGCAGCCAAGCAGCCGCCAGGGCAGCAGAGAACAAAGACAUCUUCAGCUGCCUGGUCACCGGCUGCCAGGCCGAGCUGCCCUCCUGUGACUCCAUCCCCGAGAAGCAGAGCCUGGUGCUGGUGUGUCGGCAGGUCCUGCCUCAGCUGCUCCAGGGGAAGUUCCCCUCUCCGGUGCAGGAGCAGAUCGACGUCCUCCUGGCCAAGUGUGGGGAGGGCGCCCGCCCAGACCCCGAAGUCCUGGAGGCCGCCAGCCAGCUGAAGAGCAUCUUGAGACCCCUGAGAACCUGUGACCCCAGAUUCGCCUACCGCUACCCAGACUGCAGGUAUAAUGACAAGUUCUGAGGGGCUGGAGCCUGGCUGGCCUCCAGGGACCACAUGCCCCGCUCUCCAUUCCCAGGCACUGAGGAACAUUCCAGCAACCGGAGGGCGGCUGUGCGGCACUGGCACUGGCCUCGUUGGCUGGAACAUCACAAAAGAGCCAGGGUUGGCCAUCAGAAGAUCCAGAUGUGGCCCUUGCCAGUUUGGCUCAGUGGAUAGAGCAUCGGCCUGCGGACCGAAGGGUCCCAGGUUCAAUUCCG
Molecule: messenger RNA, 1197 nt
Organism: Myotis lucifugus (little brown bat)
Lineage: Eukaryota; Metazoa; Chordata; Mammalia; Chiroptera; Vespertilionidae
Gene: DIPK2B
Product: chromosome unknown CXorf36 homolog
Exons: 3
Coding region: 104-961 (285 amino acids)
Source: RefSeq, a predicted model, not a curated record